Messenger RNA from Linum trigynum, 975 nucleotides. The record is from the annotation of a GenBank genome assembly. Lineage: Eukaryota; Viridiplantae; Streptophyta; Magnoliopsida; Malpighiales; Linaceae.
CUCCUGGGUUUCAUUUCUCUUUAUUACUCCCACUCUCCAACUCCCUUCCAAGUUCCAACCAUCUUCAGCUCACUCUUUCUUCUCCUCCUCCCAUCUCUGGAUUAAAUUACGAAAAUCACCCCGCCGGAGCAAGCAAUCAUCAGCAGAAUUCGCCUGAGACAGCGAUGAGCUGCAACGGUUGCCGCGUAUUGCGGAAGGGAUGCGGCGAGAAUUGCGUCCUCCGAUCGUCCCUGCGCUGGAUUCCCACGCCGCAAGCGCAGGGGCACGCCACCUUGUUCCUCGCCAAAUUCUUCGGCCGCAGCGAUUUGCUCGCCUUCAUCUCCGCCGUACCCGAAUCCCAACGCUCCGCUCUGUUCCAGUCGCUUCUGUUCGAGGCGUGUGGCCGGACGGUGAACCCGGUGAACGGGGCGGUGGGGCUGCUGUCGAGCGGGAACUGGCGGUUGUGCCAGGAUGCGGUGGAGACGGUGCUCGCCGGAGGAUCGCUUCAGGCGUUGCCGGGAAUCAGGCAGGCAGGGGCCGAUGAGUCAUCAGAAGACAGGUUCUCCGCCGUUGGAUCGGUUCGUCGGCUGUGGCCGAGUUCGGGAGCCGGGAGCGAGAAUCGUCGAUCCUCCGGCGAGCGGCGGGUGAGUAGACUGGCGACGGGGGUUUCGUUCUUGGGGGAGGAAUCGGAGACGACGACUUUCGAGAGCAGCGGCGGGGAUCGGAAGAAGCUGCUGAAUCUUUUUGUCUGAGUAGAGAAAACUAAAGAAAAUAAAUUACUGCUGAGAGAGAGAUUAACUAAAAAAAAAUAAUAAAAAGAAGAGCCGAAGCCGAGUUUUUGCCGGUGGAGAAGAGAGGAAAUUGAGGAAGAAAAGCCAAGAGUGGAAGGAAGAUGGACCCCGGCGGUUACUGGAAUGUGAACUGCCUUCUCCCUUUCUUUCUUUCUCGGUUCCUGUUUUGUAUUUUUAAUUUGUAUAAUAAUGCUAUAAGAGGAAG